Messenger RNA from Penicillium digitatum Pd1, 3027 nucleotides. The record is from RefSeq and is a predicted model, not a curated record. NCBI's taxonomy places the organism in Eukaryota, Fungi, Ascomycota, Eurotiomycetes, Eurotiales, Aspergillaceae.
AUGAGUCGCCUCAGUGAUGAUGCAGACUCCCAAGUCAUUGCAGCAUCUCCAUCCAGCAAAAACCACAAUAACCCCCCGACGCAAAAUCCCAUCUUGAAUCCAGCGAUUUCAAAGGAGCUCAUCAAUGCUACCCUCAAUUUCCUCUCAGCCUCUACCAAUGAGACCCUCCUUGGAGUCUUUGCGCUUCUUGCGCUCGUCAACUACAUUAUCCUGGGGAGAAUCGGUCUGCUUCUGAUUGGAGUAGCUGUGGGGGUUGUCCUGCACGCGUCCUGGGAGGGAUCGGAUGAUGAACACCCACACCAAACGUCGCACGCGCAAAAAUUUAACAGGCGUAGAGAACUUGCGCUGGAAGUCUCCAACAGGCUUUUGGACUGGCCAAAGCGGGCUGGUGCUUCAGGCGUCCAAGGGGAAUACGACGAUUUUAUAAGUACAAUUGAAGAUAUUUCCUCAGCAGACUUGGAAUAUGCGACCUUCCAACCGGCCACCGCUGUUGCGUUGAGAAUACUCACCGAUGCAGUCAUUAAUAACCAUGUCAACAGCCUAGCGAAUGUCUUGUCUGAGAAACAACAAAAGAAGAAACUUGGCAUGAUUGCGGAUGACAUACUGUCGAAUUUCUUGGAUGCCAAGGCAUACAAUUGUCCAGCUGUGCGGGACUUCCUCCGUGAGGUCUUUGCGGGAGUGAUCUUGGGGUCCACUGUUACCAGUCUUGCCCGCCCUGAAUUUAUCAAUGAAUGGAUUAUACAUCUCCUGCAGGGCGGCGAAUCCAAAAUCAUGCAUGCUAUCGACGCAGGCGUUGAAGGUGCGCGGAACCAGGGCAUCAGUGCUCCCAGGCCCUCAGAAGACUCAAAUGCGGAUUCAAUUAAAGCCACACAGAGAGAGUCUAUGCAUGUGGCAAAGGCUACAGAGGAAGAAGCGAUUCUAGAGGUGAAACGUCUAAGCGCUAUGAUUGCAUCCAAUGAUAUGCAGAGCCCAGAGUCAGAACGGCCACGCCAAAACGAACAAAAUGAUGAAAACUACACUUUGACAGCCGAUUUGGCUUCAAAGACGAACCAUGAAAACGAAUGCCACGAAGACCAGGGUCCAGUGCCCGAUGUGAAAUCACUUGCAAGCCCGAAAUUAUCCGAAGACUCUUCUGUGCCACCUUUGAUUCUUCAUGGGGCACAAGUGCUGGUAGAUGACGACGGAGCGAGGGAUGAAAAAGGACAAAUCAAGUCGCGACCAAUGUGGGAUUAUCUACUACAGAUCGAACCAGCGUCAGCACGCUCGACUGGAUGGAUGGUGUUUCGUAAAUAUUCGGACUUCCAGUCUCUUCACGAGAUGCUGGGCACUGUUUCACGAUUGAAUCAAAUUUCAAGUUUCUCGGAGCGUCACCCCACACUGCCCACCUGGAAAGGCAAAACACGACAAGCUCUUUCCCGUGAGCUUGAGCGGUAUUUACAAGAUGCCAUGAGGCAUGAGUCACUUGCCGACACUGAUCGAAUGCACCGAUUUUUGGAGAAAGACGCAGGUUCUUGCACUGAACCCGUCGGUCCUAACAAACCGGUAUUCUCUUUCCCUAGUCAAUCUGCGUUUGAAAACAUGGGCAAGGGUAUGCUGGGUGCAUUAGCCAAUGCGCCCAAGGGUGUGGCAGGGAGCGGUAAAGCCGUCUUUGAAGGAAUGACGGGGGUUUUCGGAGGCACCGCCAAUAGCAAGAAAUCAGCCGUCACUACUGAUCAGGUUCAACCUAAAGCUGAUAAAUCCAGUCGCACCAGUUUUUCGCAGGCACUGUUUAGCUUUGGUGAUCGUACCGGGGUAAGCAACAAAAACGUUCAGUCGUCUGUGGUGUACCCUAGGGACUCCUUGGAAAUCCAAGGAGAUGGAAUUUCCAAGUCAUCUUCGAUCGACAGUACCAGAGAGUCCUUUGGGAAUGAGCAAGUUGCAUGGAACACCGAGAUCUCACCCUCUAAAACCUCGCUUGAUAUCAGUGAUCACAUUACAGAACCUGACAUCCAAACAACGGAAGAUAUUGAUCAAACCUCAUCACAUCGCCGAUCAGAGACUGGGCAGAGUAUUGAUCAACCCCACAAGCAGGGGAAUCCCAUCACAGCCGAUGAGACGCAGAUAGCAGUAGAGCUGAUCUUUGCGGUUAUCAAUGAGUUGUACACCUUGUCAUCUGCGUGGAACAUACGCCGGACCCUUUUGAAUGCUGCCAAAUCGUAUAUCCUACGUCCCGGAAGCCCGACAUUGGAAACUGUUCGUACUCUGUUGCAAGAUUCCAUGAUAGAAGGCCACACUUCAGACGACGCCCUAGGGGGUUACCUUGUCAAACUUCGUGAGAAUGCGCUUCCAACAGAGGAGGAACGUAAAGUCCGGCCACCUCCACCCAGUGAGGAGGAGAAGAUCCGGUUACGGGAUACUGCACGUAGACUAUUUGUGCAGCGAGGAAUCCCACAAGCUUUAACAAGUGUCAUGGGAGCGGCUGCUAGUCGAGAAGCGCUAGAGAAGAUCUUUGAUAGUCUUCAAGUUGAGAGUGUCGCUCGAGGAUUUGUCUUCUCGAUUCUACUACAGGGCCUUAGGGUUCCCGAGAUCAUCUCAGCCAUGCCUACUAGGAAACGUUCAUCUGAGUUAGGCGAUCAGCUUGACAAUAGCUUUCGCCCCAAAAAGGCCAAGGUCAACACCAGCCCGGAAGCCAAAACCGACUCUAAUGGAGACCGCUACUGGGAGAUAUCUAAGAUGCGUCGUGUGACCAUAUCUUCUUUCCGUGGAAAAACUCAGGUGAAUGUCCGAGAGUAUUAUGAAAAGAACGGACAGGAGUUGCCAGGGAAAAAGGGUAUCUCAAUGCCCGUGGAUCAAUUUGCUGCCAUCAUCUCCAUUCUACCUGAGAUCGAGCAGGAACUAAAAGGAAACGGGGAAACUCUGCCUCGGCCUAUCUACUCCGCAGAGGGAUACCAAUCUGAUCAAGAAGAGCAAGGAGAGGCUCAUUCGGAAAACCAAAGUAACCCAAAGCAGAAUAUCGAAGCGACAAGUGAUGAGGAGAGUGAAGCAUAA